Suricata suricatta (meerkat) is the source of this 1955-nucleotide messenger RNA. RefSeq names its product transient receptor potential cation channel subfamily V member 5 (gene TRPV5). Gene Ontology annotation, molecular function: protein binding; calcium channel activity. Gene Ontology annotation, cellular component: membrane. Gene Ontology annotation, biological process: calcium ion import across plasma membrane. NCBI's taxonomy places the organism in Eukaryota, Metazoa, Chordata, Mammalia, Carnivora, Herpestidae. The transcript is spliced from 13 exons. Bases 1 to 1938 code for a protein of 645 amino acids. The record is from RefSeq and is a predicted model, not a curated record.
AUGGGGGCUCCUCCACCUAAGGCAGAAGGGCCCUGGGUCCAACUCCAGAAACUUCUGGCCUCCUGGCUGCCCAGAGAGCAGGACUGGGAGCAGCAUCGGGACGAGGCCCACAUGCUGCAGCAGAAGAGGAUCCGAGAGUCUCCACUGCUUCAGGCAGCCAAGGAAAAUGACCUGUGUGCCCUGAAGAAACUUCUGCUGGACCGAAAAUGUGACUUCCGGCAGAGAGGAGCCUUGGGGGAGACGGCGCUGCACAUAGCGGCCCUCUAUGACAAUCUCGAAGCCGCCAUGGUGCUGAUAGAGGCUGUCCCGGAGCUGGUCAGGGAGCCCACCUUGUGUGAACCAUUUGUAGGUCAGACUGCACUGCACAUAGCCAUCGUGAACCAGAACGUGAACUUGGUGAGAGCGCUGCUUGCCCACGGGGCCAGCGUCUCUGCCAGAGCUACAGGCACAGCUUUCCCUUCUCACACUGACCCUUCGACUCACCCCCAUUCCUCCCAGAUGUUCCAGCACCUGAUGCAGAAGCGGAAGCACAUCCAGUGGACCUGGGGGCCACUGACCUCCACGCUCUAUGACCUCACCGAGAUCGACUCCUCAGGGGAGGAUGUGUCCUUUCUAGAGCUUGUGAUUUCCUCCAAGAAGCGAGAGGCUCGCCAGAUUCUGGACCAGACCCCAGUGAAAGAGCUGGUGAGCCUCAAGUGGAAGAGAUACGGUCAGAGGUACUUCUACAUUUUGAGUGCCUUGUACAUUCUCUAUAUGAUCUGCUUCACCACCUGCUGCAUCUACCGCCCCCUCAAGUUCCGCAUGAGCAACCGCACAGAUCCCAGGGACAACACGGUCCUCCAGCAGAAACUGCUACAGGAGGCCUAUGUGACUCAGCAGGAUAAAAUCCGUCUGGUGGGAGAGCUGGUGACCAUCAUGGGGGCUGUGAUCAUCCUGCUCCUAGAGAUCCCAGACAUCUUCAGGGUUGGUGCUUCUCGCUAUUUUGGACAGACUGUCCUCGGGGGACCGUUCCAUGUCAUCAUCAUCACCUAUGCCUGCAUGGUGCUGAUUACCAUGGUGAUGCGGCUCUCCAACAUGAACGGAGAGAUGGUGCCCAUGUCCAUUGCCCUGGUGCUGGGCUGGUGCAGUGUUAUGUACUUCGCCCGAGGAUUCCAGAUGCUUGGUCCCUUCACCAUCAUGAUCCAGAAGAUGAUUUUUGGAGACCUAAUGCGUUUCUGCUGGCUGAUGGCUGUGGUUAUUCUGGGAUUUGCCUCAGCGUUCUAUGUCAUUUUCCAGACAGAGGACCCAUCCAAUCUGGGGCACUUCUAUGACUAUCCCAUGGCACUGUUCAGCACCUUUGAGCUUUUCCUCACCGUCAUUGAUGGGCCUGCCAACUAUGAAGUGAACUUGCCCUUCAUGUUUGGCAUUGUCUACUUUGCCUUCACCAUCAUUGCCACGCUGCUCAUGCUCAACCUAUUCGUCGCCAUGAUGGGUGAUACACACUGGCGGGUGGCCCAAGAGCGGGACGAGCUCUGGAGGGCCCAGGUGGUGGCCACCACGGUGAUGCUGGAGCGGAAGCUGCCUCGCUUCCUGUGGCCUCGCUCUGGGAUCUGCGGGCGGGAGUACGGGCUGGGGAACCACUGGUUCCUGCGAGUCGAGAACCACCAUGAUCAGAAUUCUUUGCGAGUGCUUCGCUAUGUGGAAGCUUUCAGGGGCUCAGACAAAGAGGAUGGACAAGAGCAGCUUUCUGAGAAACAGUGCUCUGUUUCUGUGACUGGAAGUGGGACCCUGGCCAGAGCCUCUCUGGCCCCCCCAACCCCUUCCCUGUCCCGGACCACAUCUCACAGCAGCAGCAGCCACCGUGGCUGGGAGAUCCUGCGUCGCAACACACUAGGACACGUGAAUCUGGGGCUGGACCUUGGCGAGGGGGAUGGAGAGGAAAAUACCUAUCGUUUAUAAUGAAGACCCCUGAUACU